Molecule: messenger RNA, 1586 nt
Organism: Symsagittifera roscoffensis
Lineage: Eukaryota; Metazoa; Xenacoelomorpha; Acoela; Convolutidae
Exons: 7
Coding region: 28-1386 (452 amino acids)
Biological process (GO): mRNA splice site recognition
Cellular component (GO): cytosol
Molecular function (GO): mRNA binding
Source: RefSeq, a predicted model, not a curated record
CCCGUGUACCUUACUAGACUAAUACAGAUGGCCUCACUAUGGAUGGGAGAUGUGCCACCUAUGGCUACAGAAGACACUAUCAUGGCGGCAUUUGCCAGUCAUCACGAACAACCAUUGGCUGUCAAAAUGGGCCGCAACUUAGUAUCAUCUGGAAAUGGAUACUGCUUUGUUACGUUUCCGAAUUCGGACCAUGCAGAAAAGGUGCUAAUGAAUUUGAAUGGAAAACCUAUUCUGAAUGUACCUGGCAUGCACCGUUUCAAGCUAAACUACGCGGCCCACAAAGCAGGCAAUCAGCAACGCACACCUUUCCCAAACAUGGGAGGGGCGGCGGGCUACGGCCAGGGCGGUUUCCAGUCUCGAUCCAGCAGCAGAACUAACCACUCAGUCUACGUAGGCAAUUUGGCUCAGAACAUCAGCAACAAGGCGCUAUUCGACCUCUUCUCAACAAAGUGUCCGGAGACGAUAGUGUCGGCUCACACGUACUUGGACCAGCAAGGCACGAAGAGAUUCGGAUUUGUGAACUUCAGCGAUGAGUCAGAAAUAGAGAAGGCACUGACUCUGGAUGGCACGGAGUACCUGUCUUGUGGGGAGGGGGUUCCAAUCAGAGUGAACAAGACCAAUGACAGGAACAAGUCAUCAGGAGCAGGAUACACUUCGGGAGCACCGCAUCAAUCACAGCAACAGUACUACCAAGGAGGAGCCUCAGACUAUUCCUCUCAAGUGUCAGCCGCAGCUGCGAUGGGAGACUACUCGGCACAACUGGCGGCAGCAGCCUACGCAUUCGACCCCAACUCAUGGUACAGUCCAGCUGUUCAGGCUGCCAGUGCUUACAACAUGUACUACCAGAAUCCGGCUUGGGCAGCUGCCGCAAUGCAACAACAGGGUGCGUACGCCGGAGGUGUGGCCGCCCCCACCGCCUAUCCUCACCAUGGUGCUUACACGGCCGCCAAUGGCGCCGCCAACCCAGCUGCGGCGGCGGUCGUCUCGGGUGCUGCGGGGGCCUAUCACGGUGCUGCUUCUCACGGUGCAUUACAGUCUGCGGCUGCUGCUCAAGGCCAGCACCUUCAGCCACAGGUGAACGGCGGAAUGGCCUCGGUGGCCCAGAGUGCAGUCGCAUCUUCAGCUGGGGGUCAAAUCUCCCAACAGGCGAAUGGCGACACCAAUGGAGUCGAUCAACAGCAACAUCAGUCAGCGGGGGAGUUGGUUCCAAGUGAUGUUCAGAGACAAGCACAAGCACAGGAGGAGACCCAAUUCUACAUGAACAGGCAAGCGAUGGGACGUGACGAGAUGACCUACGAGUACCUGGAAAGGUGUCGGUGGAUGACAGAGCAGAUGGGAGGCACAACAGGGAAUCUUCUCGCGAUGCCAUACGGAAGUGUGUUCUAAUUGAACAACCGAUAAACACAGACAGAAACAGAGAAAAACAGACGAGAAAAGAAAAUAAUAAAAACGAAUGAAGGCAUCAAAGAGGUUUAUAACUGCAAAGAAGUAAUAAAUAUAAAACAGAAAAACUGAAUUGGUUCAAAAACAGAUUUGUAUAAUGACAGAAUUGCACGUGGAAGAGACUGAGAAAACUGACGGAAAAA